AACUCCUGAACUCAAGUGAUCUGCCCACCUUGGCCUCCCAAAGUGCUGGGAUUUCAGGCAUGAGCCACCGCACCCGGCCUAGGUGUAAGAUUUGACUCCCUAAAAACUUAAAUAUGCCAGGUGCAGUGGCUCACACCUGUAAUUCCAGCACUUUGGAAGGCUGAGGUGGGCGGAUCACGAGGUCAGGAGUUCGAGACCAGCCUGGCUGAUAUGGUGAAGCCCUGUCUCUACUAAAAAUACAAAAAAAAAAUUAGCCGGGCUUGGUGGCACAUGCCUGUAAUGCCAGCUGCUUGGGAGGCUGAGUCAGAAGAAUCGCUUCAACUCAGGAGGCAGAAGUUGCAGUGAGCUGAGAUCGUGCCACUGCACUCCAACCUGGGCGACAGAGUGCGACUCCGUCUCAAAAAAAAAAAAAAAAAAAAAACUUUACUAGCAGCCUACUCUUGACCAGAAGUCUUACCAAUAACAUAGCCAAUUAACACAUGUUUUGUAAAUGUAUUAUAUACUGCAUUCUUACAAUAAAGUAAGCUGGGGAAAAUAUUAAAAUCAUAAAGAAAAGAAAAUAUAUUUACUAUUCAUUAAGUGGAAAUGGAUCGUCAUAAAGGUCUUCAUCCUCUUCAUCAUCAUGUUGAGUAGGCUGAAGAGGAGGAGGAAAAGGAACAAUUGGUCUUACUGUCUCGGCGGUGGCAAAGGCGGAAGAAAAUCCAUGUCUUCUGGAAUUUCUGAGCCGCCCUCGUCAGUACAAGAUGGACCCUGUAGUCUUGAGUUACAUGGACAGUCUACUGCGGCAAUCAGAUGUCUCACUAUUGGAUCCGCCAAGCUGGCUCAAUGACCAUAUUAUUGGGUUUGCGUUUGAGUACUUUGCCAACAGUCAGUUUCAUGACUGCUCUGAUCAUGUCAGUUUCAUCAGCCCUGAAGUCACCCAGUUCAUCAAGUGCACUAGCAGCCCAGCAGAGAUCGCCAUGUUCCUUGAACCACUGGACCUCCCCCACAAGAGAGUUGUAUUUUUAGCCAUCAAUGAUAACUCCAACCAGGCAGCUGGAGGAACCCACUGGAGUUUAUUGGUCUACCUCCAAGAUAAAAAUAGCUUUUUUCAUUAUGAUUCUCAUAGCAGGAGCAACUCAGUUCACGCAAAGCAGGUAGCAGAGAAACUGGAAGCUUUCUUAGGCAGAAAAGGAGACAAACUGGCCUUUGUGGAAGAGAAAGCCCCUGCCCAACAAAACAGCUAUGACUGUGGGAUGUACGUGAUAUGUAACACUGAGGCCUUGUGUCAGAACUUCUUUAGGCAACAGACAGAAUCACUGCUACAGCUACUCACCCCUAUAUACAUCACAAAGAAGAGGGGAGAAUGGAAAGAUCUCAUUGCCACACUUGCUAAAAAGUAGCUAUUGAAGUAUAUUUGCGACUUUUGAAGGCUCCUCUUUCUGCCCUUCCCCAUUUGUUGGAUGGCUGCAAUCUCAGUGCCUGAGGGAAGAUGCCUAGUAGAGGAAAGCUUAAUACUCUUUUUCCUGAAAGAAUAUCAUCCUCUGUGUUAUCCCCAUGGAAUGUUUCACUUUAACCCUGACUGGAGAGCAAUAUGUUCUGUGAAAAUAUCUUGAAACUGUACACCAAAACCUUACAACCAACUUAUUUGAACAUUUAUUAUACACAAGGUUUAAGUAAGACUUUUCUUAUUGGUAUAUAAUUAAUUUCCUUUGGUCUCCCUUAUCCACAUUGGCUUAUUCUGGAGGAAAAGCAGUGAUCUGUAAAACAAAUCAAGAAUAUAUUAAAUCUAGAGGAAUGCAGGAAAGAAAACUAUAAAACAGAACCAAAAACUUGUUGCACAGCCUACAUAAUUAAGAGAUCAACUGGCUGGAAGCAGAUCAAGGCCUAACCUCAUUCAAGACCUAAAUAUUAUGAGACUCAGUUAUUCGGUUUUGUGUGAUAUCUCUUCCAUUCACCAUGCACAGGCUUUUCCAGCUAUCUGUAUAACGUUUGCAAAUAUUUGAUAAAGAUGAUGUUACCCUAUCUUCCUCCAUCUGAUUCCUGGAAUGCUUGAAGAAAGGGGAAAUCUUGAGUAACCUCAUUAAAAUUAAUGUCUGGUGGACCUCUCA
Symphalangus syndactylus (siamang) is the source of this 2090-nucleotide messenger RNA. It is a transcript of the gene SENP8, whose product is annotated as SUMO peptidase family member, NEDD8 specific. NCBI's taxonomy places the organism in Eukaryota, Metazoa, Chordata, Mammalia, Primates, Hylobatidae. The record is from RefSeq and is a predicted model, not a curated record. Gene Ontology annotation, molecular function: deNEDDylase activity; cysteine-type peptidase activity. Gene Ontology annotation, biological process: proteolysis; protein deneddylation.